Dissoconium aciculare CBS 342.82 is the source of this 1411-nucleotide messenger RNA. RefSeq names its product non-specific serine/threonine protein kinase. The transcript is spliced from 5 exons. Gene Ontology annotation, biological process: protein phosphorylation; regulation of mRNA processing; spliceosomal complex assembly. The record is from RefSeq and is a predicted model, not a curated record. Bases 198 to 1373 code for a protein of 391 amino acids. Gene Ontology annotation, molecular function: ATP binding; protein kinase activity. NCBI's taxonomy places the organism in Eukaryota, Fungi, Ascomycota, Dothideomycetes, Mycosphaerellales, Dissoconiaceae.
ACAAUACUUAUCAAUUACUAACAUUAGCGAUGAGCAAACGUGUCUUCAUUCAGCAUUACAAGAGCAAUCAAACUCCUUUCCCUUGCGUAUGAAUCCUGGACAAUUGUCGACGCCCUUGAGCUAUGUUAUCUUCGUUCCGUCGGUUCGGCCGAUUUGGGAAGUUGCCAACUAGAGCCGUCUUUCAACCCUACGCCAAAAUGAGCGGGUCAUCUCUAACUGAGCCGUUCGAAGAGGAGCAGCUUUCCUGGUACAAAGCCGAUCGGUUUUACCCUGUGCACAUAGGAGAGAUACUGAACGCGAAAUACAAAGUCAUUGGUAAACUUGGCUGGGGUGCCUAUUUCACAACAUGGCUUUGUCGCAACAUUCUAGACUCAAGCUUUACUGCGGUGAAGGUCGGUACAAGGGAUGUGGAUCGGCCCAAAAGCUUUGAUAGAGAAGUGAAGUUCUACGAGCGUGUCAACUCCUUGGCUACCGAUCAUGCUGGCUCCGCGUGCAUUCGUGGCCUUCACGAGGUCUUUAAGCUCAGCGGACCGACAGGAGACCACCUAUGUCUCGUACAGCCUCCAAUGCACAUGACGAUGCGCGAACUGCAGCAACGAAAUUCCUCUCGAAGGCUGAAUGAGCAACUCCUCAAGUGGACUCUCUUCAAUCUGUUGCACGCGCUUUCGUUCCUUCACGACGAAGUGGGAGCUGUCCAUACAGAUAUCAGUCCCUCCAACAUCAUGUUCACUAUCAGCGAUGAGUCACUCCUCACCGAAUUUGAACGUGCCGAAGCAGAAGACCCGUCACCUGUUAAGGUGAUUGACAGCGUCCGCUCGAUCUACGCCUCUCGAAAAUUUGGUCUUCCGAAAGAUCUACUGUGGGGUCAACCUGUGCUUUGCGAUUUUGGAGAGACGCGUCUUGGGCUACUCCACAAGGGACCUAUUCAGUCUGAUUUGUACCGCGCACCCGAGGUGUUAUUUGAUAUGGAGUGGACUACAAGCGUUGACAUUUGGAGUGUUGCAACACUUGCGUGGGACCUCUUUGAGAAUCGGCAAUUAUUCCAUGCUCUAAACGCGAAGAAUCAGACAUCAGCUACUCGUCACAUAGCUGAGACGGUCGCAUAUCUCGGCUGUCCUCCUCUAGAGUACAUACAGAGAAGUCCUAUCACCUCUAAGGUCUUUGACGAAAGAGGGUCCUGGAGAGGCGCUGGGAAUACCUCCAUACCGCCGAUAACUCUUGAGCAAGCCGAGAUUGUGCUAGAGGGUCGUAGCAAAGAGGAAUUCCUCGCUUUCAUCCGCUCAAUGCUCAAAUGGUUACCGGAGGAAAGGCUGACUGCUGCGGACCUUCUGAAACAUUCCUGGAUGAUAGAUGCCAUUCCGAAGUCAGAAUAAUUAUAGACAUAUGCAAGCAAUAUUUUGAUAGUCUGCAC